This is a messenger RNA of Dentiscutata erythropus, 333 nucleotides long. Lineage: Eukaryota; Fungi; Glomeromycota; Glomeromycetes; Diversisporales; Gigasporaceae. The record is from the annotation of a GenBank genome assembly.
AUGGGUGACUUCAACGCUGUACCAUCGCCAAACUUAAUUGACAGUUAUAGAAUCAUAUACCCUGAUUCCAGUAGUUUUACGUGGAAAAGAGAUAAUUCGCAAGAACAGAGCCGAAUUGAUAUCAUCUGGAUCCCACAACAAUGGGGAAAAAAAAUAAUAGAAUGUUUCACGGAGCAACUUGAAUUAGUGACAAAAAGUGAUCAUAAAAUAAUACAACUUAAAAUUAAAAAGACAUGGCAAAUACAUUUAGAUCGAGAAGUACAAAAUAAUAUAGGACCUAAAUACAACAUAAAAUUAAUGUGCGACGAAAAAUGGAUGAAGUUUACAACACAU